Molecule: messenger RNA, 991 nt
Organism: Quercus robur (English oak)
Lineage: Eukaryota; Viridiplantae; Streptophyta; Magnoliopsida; Fagales; Fagaceae
Product: auxin-binding protein ABP19a-like
Exons: 1
Coding region: 49-687 (212 amino acids)
Cellular component (GO): cell wall
Molecular function (GO): manganese ion binding
Source: RefSeq, a predicted model, not a curated record
CAAGACCAACAUCAAACACACCCUAAAAAGCUAUCUUAAUUUGUGAGGAUGAUACUUCCCUUAUUCUUCAUCUCUUGUCUCCUCCUUUCCUCCAGCAGUAGCUCCCAUGCUGCUGUACAAGACUUCUGUGUAGGUGACCUCACAGCUCCUCAAGGCCCUGCAGGCUACUCUUGCAAGAACCCUUCAACUGUCGCAGUGAAUGAUUUUGUUUACUCUGCCCUAGGCAUUGCCGGUAACACCUCAAAUCUUAUUAAAGCCGCAGUGACACCAGCAUUCGCCGCACAAUUUCCUGGUGUCAAUGGCCUUGGAAUUUCUUCUGCUCGUAUAGACUUGGCUCCUGGCGGAGUUGUGCCAUUUCAUACACAUCCUGGAGGUUCCGAAAUCUUAAUUGUUUUACAAGGAACAAUCUCUGCCGGGUUUGUUUCCUCAGCUAACACUGUUUACUUUAAAACCCUGAAGGUGGCUGACAUUAUGGUUUUCCCUCAAGGAUUACUUCACUUCCAAGUAAAUGCCGGAAACACUGUCGCCCAAGCAUAUGUUAGCUUUAGUAGUUCAAGCCCAGGUCUCCAAAUUCUGGACUAUGCAUUGUUUGGAAACAAUUUACCUACCGAAUUGAUAGCAGCAACUACUUUCCUUGACUCUGCUCAGAUUAAGAAGCUUAAAGCUGUUCUUGGCGGCACUGGUUAAGGUCUUCGUGUGUAGUUCAUCAACCAAUAAAAAUGUUUCCAGAGAUUCUCUUGCUUAAUAUUUUUGUUUGUCUUCGUGAUUGAUCCUGUAAGAGUAGGAUUCUUCAAAGUCUGGCAGUCUAUAGCUAGCUAGGUUUAUUAAUAAAAAUAAGUGUCUAGCGAGUGGUUUUUGUGUUGCUUUUGGAACUUUGAUUGUACGCUUUUUAAUGAGUGCAUGUAUGAAUAGUACGCAAUAUUGUUGAAGGCAAAUGCCUAUGCCUAUGCCUUCGACGAAGCAAGAUGAAUAAAUUAAUGCUUGAUCUUUA